AUGAAGUACGUAGUUGUACUUUCUCUCUAUACAAUACUCUCUGCUUGCCUUGCACGUGCCGGCGAGUCUCCAGUCUAUGGGAGGCGCCGAAUGCGGCAAUUCGGUGAGCAAUUUCGGGAGUUCGAUCUCGAUAGGAACGGUGUGGUAGAUGCUCAGGAGAUCCGAAGCGCUCUCGGCAUUAUGCCUACCAGAUUUGUUGAUAUGUUUUUAAAAAGAGUUGAUGUUGAUCAAGAUGGCACAAGUAGCGGUUCACAGGGUUACGUUGAUGUACAGGAGAUCAGAUCAUCUCAGCUUGAUAUCUCCAUAGAAUAUUUGCCAAUCGUCGAGCGCUUUGUUAUCACCAGGCUGGCUGAAAUGGAUACCAAUCAGGAUGGAAUGAUUUCAAUGGAGGAGUUCAUUGACGGUUCUCUCAGGAAGAGUAUAGACGAUUAA
Molecule: messenger RNA, 432 nt
Organism: Perkinsus marinus ATCC 50983
Lineage: Eukaryota; Perkinsozoa; Perkinsida; Perkinsidae
Product: Guanylyl cyclase-activating protein, putative
Exons: 5
Coding region: 1-432 (143 amino acids)
Molecular function (GO): calcium ion binding
Source: RefSeq, a predicted model, not a curated record